This is a messenger RNA of Phyllopteryx taeniolatus (common seadragon), 8891 nucleotides long. It is a transcript of the gene crebbpb, whose product is annotated as CREB binding protein b. Lineage: Eukaryota; Metazoa; Chordata; Actinopteri; Syngnathiformes; Syngnathidae. The record is from RefSeq and is a predicted model, not a curated record. Gene Ontology annotation, molecular function: protein binding; zinc ion binding; transcription coactivator activity. Bases 760 to 7989 code for a protein of 2409 amino acids. Gene Ontology annotation, biological process: positive regulation of transcription by RNA polymerase II. Gene Ontology annotation, cellular component: histone acetyltransferase complex; transcription regulator complex; nucleus. The transcript has 31 exons.
ACUUUUUGUAUCGUAGGAAUCAACAGCCGCCAUCUUGACGCGGCUCAGAAUCGGGAUUUCUGGGGGAGCAUUAAUUGUAAAAAAAGCGACCGGAGCCACCCAAAGCGGACCCCGAACGGCAUUUUUCUGGGCCCAAAUCGAAGCGCGAGGUCUUCCGGGGAGGAUUAAUGCGAACGUGAGGGCUACUCGGCAUUUUGUCGUGCCCAAAGCCCAGCGUAUAUUUGAUUUCCCUUUUAGCGAGCGCCGCUUCUCGCCGUUCGUCCGUCCCGAGCCGCCGUAUUUUCCGGCGCGACAGCCACCGAAAAAAAUAAUCCGUCUCAAAGGAAAUAUUUUUCGAUUUUUGCUCUUUUUAUCCGCGCCGGAGGCGAAUUUUAAGGGGGCUCGUUUCGACGGCGAAAAAAAAUGAGUCCGCGCCGACGCGUCGCCGGCGAUCUCCGCAGAAAUGGCUUCGCGUUGGCUUCGUGUAAUAUUUCCUGAUUGAUUUUAAUGGAUUCCUCUCGGCGCGAGAUAAUUUCGGAUGCAGUUAUUGGGGAUAAUUAUGUGGGUGUUGGAUGUUGGAUUAUCAUGGGGUGAUCUCCGGCGGCGAAGCGUGGCGCUGUUGCCUUUCUUUUGAAACCUCCUCUCCCCGGGCAGCAUUUUGCCACUCGAGGGAAAAAAAAAAAGAAAAGAACCCAGUUCAAAUGAUUCUUUUUUGACGCGCUGUCAUAUUAGCAAGUUAGCAAUUCGAAUAAAAGAAGCCCCUCAAGCGGAACCCCCAGAAUGGCUGACAAUCUGCUGGAUGUCGGACCCCCCACAGCAAAGCGACCCAAACUCAAUUCACCUCUGUCGGCGUCGGACGGCCCAGAUCUUGUAUCCCUCUUUGACCUGGAAAAUGACCUUCCGGAUGAGCUCAUCCCCAAUGGAGACCUGUCCCAGAUGGGGAUGUCUUCCAAUGGCGGCACAGGAGGCGGCCCAGGGCUCAACUCCAUCGUCCUGGAUGCCGCCGCCAAACACAAGCAGCUGUCUGAGCUUCUGCGGCCGGGUAGCUCCUCCAUCUUGGGAAGUUCUCUCAACUCUGCCAGUCCCCAACAGGGAGGCAUGGUGGGAGGCCAACUCGGAGCGGUGCUCAGGAAAAGUCCAAUUGGGCAGGGCUCUCCAAAUCAUCAGUCUCCCCAAGGCCAGAAAGUAGGCGUCGGAACGGGGCAAGGCAAUGGAGGCAUGAGCUUCAAUCAGGCACUGUUGAACAGUGGGCAGGGUCACGGGCUCUUAGGCCCAACCGGACAGGUGCUGAACGGAGCUCUGGGACCAGCGGGCCGAGGAAGACCUGGCAUGCAGUACCAGAGCCAAGGGAUGCCGGCGGGAGCGGGCGUUGGAGGAAGCGUGCUGGCAGAGACACUCGCCCAAGGAGGGCCACAGUUGGGGGGACACAACUCACUGACUCCUCAGCAAGCUGGACACGUGAAUAAGAUGACAAUGUCGGGAGUGCCGUUUGGCCAGCAGUACGGUCAAAUGGGGGCCCAGAAAAUGGGACCGACGGGCGUCAACGCCCAACAACUCCCGAACAAGGCGGCCCUUCCCAACAAUCUGCCUCAGUUCCCGUUGGAGGUAAAGGCAGCUGGGACUGUGCCGAACAUGUCCCAGAUGCAGCAGCAGGUAGCAUCGGCGGGUAUGGUACCCGGCGCCGGCGGCGUGUCAGCCGGUCCGACGGCCGAUCCCGAGAAGCGCAAACUCAUUCAGCAGCAGCUGGUCCUGCUGCUCCACGCACACAAAUGCCAGCGGCGGGAGCAGGCCAACGGGGAGGUGAGGGCCUGCACUCUGCCCCACUGUCGCACCAUGAAGAACGUCCUCAACCACAUGACUCACUGCCAGGCGGGCAAGUCUUGCCAGGUGGCCCACUGUGCAUCAUCCAGACAGAUCAUCUCCCAUUGGAAGAACUGCACGCGGCACGACUGUCCCGUCUGCCUGCCUCUGAAGAACGCGAGUGACAAGCGAAACCAGCAGCCCAUGCUAGGUUCCCCCGGGGCCAGCCUGCAGAAUGCAAUCGGCGCGGUGGGGGCCGGCCAGCCCAGUGCCCCGACCAUCAACAACGCUGCCACGCACAUCGACCCCAGCUCCAUGCAGAGGGCCUACGCCGCUCUGGGUCUACCCUACGGCAACCAGUCCCCUGCUCAGAACCAGGGCCAGGGUCCUACUCAACACAAUCCCCAGGGUCACCAGCAGCUGCGUAGUAUGAACACACUAGGCACUAAUCAGAUCAACCAGAUGGCAGCAGGCAUGGGGGUCCCCGCUUCAGACCAGACUGGCUUGCACAGCGACUCUUUACCCUCCACACUCAACAAGUCCUACAGUCAGUUGUUCCCAGAUGGGUCCGUGGCAGGAGGCUUGGGAAAUCUGCCCGCCGCCACCCCUCUCUCCGCUUCGGGGGUCAGGAAGGCCUGGCAUGAACACGUCACUCAGGACCUGCGCACCCACCUGGUGCAUAAACUAGUACAAGCCAUAUUCCCAACCCCAGACCCUGCAGCACUGAAGGACCGCAGAAUGGACAACCUGGUGGCGUAUGCACGCAAGGUUGAGGGUGACAUGUAUGAGUCGGCCAAUAGCAGGGACGAGUAUUACCACUUCUUGGCAGAGAAGAUCUACAAGAUCCAGAAGGAGCUGGAGGAGAAGCGACGCUCGCGGCUCCAGAGGCAGCCUGGCAUGGUGGGCAACGCCGGACCCCAGCCGUCGUCCAUGACUCAGCCCAUCGCCCUGGGCCCGGGACAGCCUGUCCGAGCUCCCAAUGGCCCUGUGCCUAUGCCAAAUCAAAUGAUGAACCGUAUGCAGGUACCCCAAGGAAUCAAUCAAUACAACCCGAUGGCAAUGCAAAAUGCGCAGAUGUCACAGAUACCGCGGGCUCCCUCGCCCAUGAACCAUCCGCAGCAACUGAACAUGAACGCCGUCCCAGCGAUGAGCAUGUCCCCGUCGAGAAUACCGCAGAAUCAAGGAAUGAUGGGUAAUCACGCGAGUAACAUGGUUCCUCAGCCGGCCAACCAGGGUCAGUUCUUGCCACAGGGACAGUUCCCUGCAGCCGCUGGAGCAGCAAUCAAUGUGAAUGUGGGCAUGGGGCAGCAGCCGCAGAAUUCUAACCUCCCUCUGAAUGCGCUGGGCGCUCUCGGCUCCCAAUUGCCCUGCGGCCCCUCGGCUAGGCCGGGCCCGGGCGGCACUCCCCCGCCCAACCCCGCCACCGGCCUGCAAAUGCCACAGCACCAUCCGCCCACGCAGGCCCCGCCGCCGCAACAGUCCCCUGCUCCCGCCAACGCGGGAGGGCCGGCCUCCAACCAAGCUCACGUACCCGGCAGCCACCCCGGUCCGCCCUCUGUGGUUAGUACGCCGCCUGAGCCUUCCCAGCCGCCUACGCCUCUGCAACCGCAGCCCGAGCCCCCCGGCCAGGCGCAGCAGCCCACCUCGGUGCAGGCGCAGCAUCCCAGCACGCCGAUGUCACAGGCUGCUGCCAGCAUCGACAACAGAGUGCCCACCCCGGCCUCUGUGGCCGAGGUCAGCUCUCAACAAAACCUGCCCGACAUGAGCGCCACUGACGUCAAGUCAGAUGUGAAAGACGAAGAUGAUGACAGCAAUUCUGGGAACAAGCAAACCGGCAUAAAAGUUGAGAAUGACGAAACCAAAAGCCCCGUGGUGAAGACGGAGGAGCCAGAUGCAGCAAAGCCAAAGCAGGAACCGAUGGACACUGAAGAAAAGAAGCCAGCGGUGAAGACUGAACCCAAAGAAGAGGCGGAAAGUGCGGGCAAUGCCACCGCUACGCAGAGCCGCAAAAAAAUUUUCAGACCCGAAGAGCUCAGACAAGCUCUCAUGCCCACACUUGAGGCCCUCUACAGGCAAGACCCGGAGUCUCUGCCCUUCAGACAGCCUGUGGACCCCCUGCUGCUCGACAUCCCAGACUACUUCGACAUCGUGAAGAAUCCCAUUGACCUGUCCACCAUCAAGCGCAAACUGGACACGGGCCAGUACCAGGAGCCGUGGCAAUAUGUGGACGACGUGUGGCUCAUGUUCAACAACGCGUGGCUGUACAACCGCAAGACUUCUCGCGUUUACAAAAACUGCACCAAGCUCGCCGAGGUGUUCGAAACGGAGAUCGAGCCUGUCAUGAAGUCGCUUGGCUACUGCUGCAGCCGCAAGUACGAGUUCUCCCCCCAAACGCUGUGCUGCUAUGGCAAACAACUGUGCACUAUCUCACGGGAUGGAAUCUAUUACAGCUAUCAGAACAGGUAUCACUUCUGCGAGAAGUGCUUCAACGAGAUCCAGGGCAACAGCGUGACGCUGGGGGACGACCCGGCACAGUCGCAGACCAUGAUAUCCAAAGAGCAGUUUGAGAAGAAGAAAAAUGACAUGUUGGACGCUGAACCGUUUGUUGAAUGUAAAGAUUGCGGACGCAAGAUGCAUCAGAUCUGCGUGCUGCACUAUGAUGUCAUUUGGCCGUCGGGCUUUAUCUGUGAGAACUGUUUGAAGAGAUCUGGAAAAAACAAAAAGGAGAACAAGUUUUCAGCCAAAAGGUUGCAGUCAACAAAGUUGGGGACGUACAUUGAGGACAGAGUAAAUAAGUACUUGAAAAGACAGAACCACCCAGAAGCCGGCGAGGUGUUUGUGCGAGUCGUGGCCAGCUCUGACAAAACAGUGGAGAUUAAACCUGGAAUGAAGUCUAGGUUUGUGGACUCGGGCGAGAUGGUGGAGACCUUCCCUUACAGAACCAAAGCACUUUUUGCAUUUGAAGAAAUUGACGGGGUGGACGUUUGUUUCUUCGGCAUGCACGUCCAGGAGUAUGGCUCAGAUUGUCCAUUUCCAAAUACAAGGCGGGUUUAUAUAUCAUACCUCGACAGUAUUCACUUCUUCAAACCACGUGUGCUCAGGACGGCAGUUUACCAUGAGAUCUUAAUUGGAUAUCUGGAGUAUGUCAAGAAACUGGGGUACGUGAUGGGUCACAUCUGGGCCUGCCCACCCAGCGAAGGAGACGACUACAUUUUUCACUGCCACCCUCCCGACCAGAAAAUCCCCAAGCCCAAGAGGCUCCAAGAGUGGUACAAGAAGAUGCUGGAAAAGGCUUUUGCUGAGAGAAUCCUACACGAUUUCAAGGACAUUUUCAAGCAAGCCACAGAGGACAGGCUGACCAGCGCCAACGAGCUACCGUACUUCGAGGGCGACUUUUGGCCCAACGUGCUGGAGGAGAGCAUCAAAGAACUUGAGCAGGAGGAGGAGGAGAGGAAGAAGGAGGAGAACACUGCCUCCUGUGAGACGCCAGAGGGAGCCCACGCUGACAGUAAGAACGCCAAAAAGAAGAACAACAAGAAGACCAACAAGACUAAGAGCAGCGUCAGCCGCGCCAACAAGAAAAAGCCUGGGAUGCCGAAUGUAGCCAAUGAUCUGUCCCAAAAGCUCUACGCCACAAUGGAGAAGCAUAAAGAGGUGUUUUUUGUCAUCCACCUUCAUUCUGGACCAGUCAUCAACACCCUGCCCCCCAUCAUGGACCCAGACCCUCUGUUGGCAUGCGACCUGAUGGACGGCCGCGAUUCCUUCCUGACGCUGGCCCGAGACAAGCACUGGGAGUUCAGCUCGCUGCGGCGAUGCAAGUGGAGCACCAUGUGCAUGCUGGUGGAGCUGCACAACCAGGGCCAGGACCGCUUUGUCUACACGUGCAACGAGUGCAAGCACCACGUGGAGACUCGCUGGCACUGCACUGUCUGUGAGGACUACGACCUGUGCAUUAACUGCUACAACGCAAAGGGCCACGAGCACCAGAUGGUGAAGUGGGGCUUGGGCUUAGACGACGACAGCAACAACCAGGGAGGAGAGUCCUCCAAGAGUCCCCAGGAGAGCCGACGUCUCAGCAUCCAGCGUUGCAUUCAGUCGCUGGUCCACGCCUGCCAGUGUCGCAACGCCAACUGCUCCCUGCCGUCGUGCCAGAAGAUGAAGCGUGUGGUUCAGCACACCAAGGGCUGCAAGCGCAAGACCAACGGCGGCUGCCCCGUGUGCAAGCAGCUCAUCGCGUUGUGCUGCUACCAUGCCAAACACUGUCAGGAGAACAAGUGUCCCGUGCCCUUCUGUCCCAACAUCAAGCACAAGCUCCGUCAGCAGCAGAUCCAGCACCGCCUCCAGCAGGCUCAGCUGAUGCGCCGCCGAAUGGCCACCAUGGCCGGAAGGGGCGUGCCCAUGCCGUCGCCGCCUACCUCGUCUGCCCCUGACACUCCAAACUCUGCGCAGCAGCCUCACACGCCGCAGACUCCGCAGCCCAUGACCAAUCAGCCACAGCCGCCGCCCCCCAACCCUGCCAACGUGGUUCAAGGCUUCCCCAACAACGGCCGCAGCAGCAGCCAACCCCCGACGCCCAUCCCGCAGGGCAAACCGGGGCCCCAGUCGUCCCCGCUCCGUCAGCAGCAGUCUCCUCUGCCCGGCUUGCCGCACCAAUCUCAGCCUCAGAUCCCACCGCAGCUGCAGCAGCAGCAACAGCAGCUGACGGCCUUGAAGGUGGCCAAACAGAUGGAGAUGGCCGAGAUGGCCGCCAAGGCAAAGCAGCAACAGCAGCAGCAACAGAGUUACGCCAUGAAUGGUAUGCCCUUAAACCACCCACGCAUGAUGGGCCCCAUGCAGGGCCAGAUGCAGAUGAUGCGGGGGCCCCAGGUAAUGCAGGCGAUGCAGCAGGGCCAGUGGGGUCCCGGAAUGCAGAAUCCGAUGCAGAAACCUCAGGGCCAACCACCUCAGGGCCCUCCUCAACAAGGCGUCAUGGCCCCCCAGCAGCCUCAGGGAGCCGGCAUGGUGCAGCAAGGUCCCCUCAUGCAGAGAGCCAUGAUGCCCCAGCCGCAGGGGCUCCAAAUGCCCGGAGCCAUGCCUCCGCAAGGGCCCUCGCAGCAGGGCAUGGCACCGCAGCAGCAGAACUUGCCGCGAGGGAUGCCCGGUAACAUAGCGCCCAACGCCUUGCAGGAUCUACUGCGCACCCUCAAGUCUCCCAGCUCGCCGCAGCAGCAACAACAGGUCCUGAACAUCCUCAAGUCCAACCCGCAGCUCAUGGCCGCCUUCAUCAAGCAGAGGACGGCCAAGUAUCAAGCCAACCAGCCGCCGCCGCAGCAGCAGAACCCUCAAGCCAUGUCGGGCCCCGCAGCGGCGAUGCAGGCCAUGAUGCAGGCGCAGAGGCCUGGGAUGCCCCCUCAGCAGCAGCCUCCGCAGCAGGUGGGUAUGGCCCCCAUGGGACCCCAAGGCCAGAUGAUGAACGUGGCUCAAAACGGCAACCCUCAGCUGUACCGCAGACAGCAGUUGUUCCGGAUGCAACAGGCGCAGCAGCAGCAGCAGCAGCAGCAGCAGCAGGGAGGCAUGCCUCAGCCGCACGCUCAGUUCCCCCAGCAGCAGCAGCAGCAGCCGCCGGCAAGCUACUCCCAGCUCCGGAUGCAGCAACAGCAGAUGGCUAUGCAAGGAGGCGUCGGGCCGAUGGGCCAGCUCCCUCCCUCGUCCCAAAUGGGCCAAGCUGGCAUGGGCGUGGACGGAGCCCAGAACCUCUUACAGCAGCGCAUGCUCCAGCAGCAGCAGCAAAUGUUGAAGCAGCAGAUGGGUUCCCCGGCGCAGGCGAGGAGCCCCCAGCCCCACCUGCUCCAAGGCCAGGCACAGGCGGCGGCGGCGGCGGCUCACCUAUCCGGCCAAGCCAUGGGCAACGCUCUGGGCAACCAGGUGCGCUCGCCGGUCCCGGUCCAGUCUCCCCGGCCGCCGUCGCAGCAGCCCCCGCGUUCCAGUCCCUCCCCGCGAAUACAGCCUCAGCCCUCGCCCCAGCAUGGCGCCCUCCUCUCCAGCUCCCCCCGUCCCAUCAUCGGGGGCCCCAUGUCGGGACCCAUGGAGCAGGGACACAUGGGAACGCCGGAGCAGAGCGCCAUGCUGCCGCAGCUUAACACGCCCAACCGAGGGGGGUUGAGUACUGACAUGGGCAUAGUGGGGGACACGACGGGAGACACGCUGGAGAAAUUUGUUGAAGGAUUGUAGCAGAAAGAGAGGUCUUGGUAUAAAACUUGAGUCACGAGGCCUGUGAACUUCCUGCUAACCAAGCGACUGGUUUUUAUUCCAACACAGUGUGAUUCACCGUCACUGCUGCAAAGAAGACACAAAGGAUAUAUUUUUGGUUCUGACCAGCCAUGCAAGAGUUUUUGCUGUGGUCUUUGUUGUUGACAUUUGUUUUUCAUUUGUUUAUGCUCUGGUAUUGACUUUUGUUUAACAAAACCUCUCAAAACAAAAAAUCUCCUUUUAUUUUUCAUUUUUUUAAUUUUGUAUCUUUGAAAAUAAAUAUUGUAUUUGUGUUGAGCAAGACUGUAAAGUUAAACUGGGAAUUUUUGGGCGGGUUAUGAGGUUUCACUUCUCGCUCGGUUUCACUUGUUCCAGGCUAAUUUAUUCUAAUAUGCCAUUUUUCAAAAAAGACUGCCUUUGGGAAAGCCUUAAUUUUCCUUCCUGCUUGCAGAAAUUAUGGAAGAUUACUGUGUUUGUAUAGAUUUAGGAACUAUUGCACACAGACGACAAACACAAUAGGCUGGUGUUCAAAAGCCAGAAUGUUCGUUUUUUACUGGCCUUGGCUCAGUAUUUGUCUUGCAUAUGUACAAAUAAUCACUUUCUCUCUUUCAGUCCCAUUAAAUUCUCAACUCCUGUUCUUCUUUUGCCUGUGGUGAGAAAUGAACAUGUUAAAACUGCUGAUUUGUGUUCAGUUAUGCGCAUCAUUUUCUAUCUUACAUUAAACUUGAAUCCAUGGAUGAACUGUCCUCUGAUGUAAAUCAUGCAGCUUGACAGCAAUGUACAUAUGCAGAAAAUAAGAAAUCACUGUAUGAACUGGUUCAGAAUGGCUCAUUUCCUACUUAUAUACCAUAUUGUUUAAUAAACCUGUGUGCCACAGACUGUCA